Messenger RNA from Coffea eugenioides, 1426 nucleotides. RefSeq names its product carboxylesterase 1-like. Bases 42 to 1046 code for a protein of 334 amino acids. The transcript has a single exon. Lineage: Eukaryota; Viridiplantae; Streptophyta; Magnoliopsida; Gentianales; Rubiaceae. Gene Ontology annotation, molecular function: hydrolase activity. The record is from RefSeq and is a predicted model, not a curated record.
CCUUUAUAUCUACAAAAAAACAUCUGUCCAAGAAAACCAUCAUGUCAGAUCAAGUUCAGCAGCCAGUUGAUCCUAAUGAAAACCCCUAUGGCUACCUGGGAAUCGCAAAAAAUCCCGAUGGCUCAAUCACACGCCUGUUUCAACCACCGAGCACACCUGCCUCGUCCGAUCCCAGCAACCCUUUUCAUCUUUCAAAGGACUUGGACAUAAACCAAUCGAAGGGCACCUGGGCUCGAAUAUUCGUUCCUCGGAAAGCAUUUGAUGAUGAUGAUUCCUCCCCUAAACAAAAAUUGCCCCUCAUUAUUUAUUUUCAUGCUGGAGGUUUCGUCGCGUGUAGCGUAAAUACAGCCAUGUUUGAUGCUUUGUACACUCCAAUUGUUACUGAAAUUCCGGCUGUAGUUGUCUCCGUCGAGUACCGUCUUGGUCCGGAGCACCGACUUCCUGCAGCUUAUGAAGAUUGCUUCGAAGCCUUGCAUUGGAUCAUCAAAAACUCCAACGACGAAUGGUUGGAAAAACAUGCUGACUUUUCUAAGGCUUUCUUGAUGGGCAGUAGUGCUGGUGGUAACAUUGUUUAUCAUGUUGGCCUCCAAGUAGCUGCAUGUGUUGACGAUCUCCUGCCUCUGCAGAUCAAAGGGUUGAUAAUGCAUCAACCAUUCUUUGGUGGGAUCGAGAGGACUGAGUCAGAGUUGAGGCUCGCCAACGACAGGUUUGUACCGCUGUCGUUAACUGAUCUGAUGUGGGAUCUGAGCUUGCCAAUCGGCGUUGACCGCGAUCAUGAGUAUUGCAAUCCAAUGGCGAAGAUUAAGCCAGACCAAUUUGAUCAGGUCAAAUCUCUGGGGUGGAAGAUUUUGGUCACUGGCUUUGAUGGUGAUCUGAUGAUAGAUCGGCAGAUUGAGCUUUGGAAGAAAUUAGAAGAGAAAGGUGUAUCGGUGACAGGCAAGUUUGAUGAGGGAGGAGCUCAUGCGUAUGAGCUUGGAGAUCCCACAAAGGCUAAAGAACUAGCCAUUGUUAUUAAAGACCUUGUUGAAUCUACCACCACUUCUUGAAAAAGUAUGUGCUUUGGGAAGCUAUUUUGAUCUUACAACAGGUCAAAAGCCAAAAAGUUCAGCUAAGCCAAGCUAGUGCGCUGGUAUGGUAGAACUAGCUUUUCUGUUUGGUGGCUUACUAGCUAAUUUCAUUUGUGUGCAGUAUGGACUACUUUUGAUUAUAUCGAGUGAGCUGGACUUUUGAUGUAGUAAUAUUUGGACUUUUCUUGUCCCAAAAUUGUCAUCUAGUUACAUGAGUGAUAAAAUUGUCUGUGCCCUUCUGUUUUCAAAGAGAUAAUAAUACAAUUAGGUCUUGGAUUUGUAUGGUAGUGUAACGGGAUGAUAGUUGUAUCAGUUAUACAAAACUUAUACGACUAGUGUUCGGAAAGAAUUACAAGUAA